AUGUCUCGACGUUACAUGUAUCCAUCAAACUAUUGUGAACUUGUUCUUGAUGCUUCAAUGUGCAAUCGUGAGGAUGAUGAAAUUUGUAUGUCCGUGGAUAUUCCUGAGGAAAUUAUAAUGGAUGAUACUGAAGCCGAUAUGCUGUGUCGUGAUAUUUCUUUCAGUGAAUUAAGUGAUAACCAUGCCAUGGAAAAUUGUUCUCAACCAUGUGAAGCAAUGGAUACUGAUAAUUCUAAUUUUAUGAAUCAAAUGGAUUGUAGUGAUGAAAAUGCUGAAAUAAUCAUCAUCAAUGAAACAGUUUCGUCUCUGAUUGAUGCUGUUGAAUGUGCUAUUGAUAUAACCUCUAACAUGGUUCAGAAUCAACAACAGGAAUUAUCCAAUGGACAGGACUCGGAUGAGGAUCAAUCUGAAUUUCUUCAAAUCGGUCAAGGUGAGGAUGAAAUUCCAAUAAUCAGCUUUACUGUGAAGGAUGAAGGUCAGUGGCAGCAAAAUGAUAAUUUUCAUACCUUAACUAAAAUUGUGCGUGCAGAUAUAGUGAAUAAUACAAACCGUUCAGUAGAUUUACUAGAAAUAUCAACAGCAAUCAAUGAUGCUUAUGAACGUUUCGUUCAGCAAAUGAUAUCUUCAGCAAACCCUGAUGAUAUAAUCAAUCUAACUUUUAAUAAUCCUCGUGAUGAUAGACAGCUCUUCAUGAAUUUUAAGACCAAAAAUUUUGACAAAAGUGAAUUUCUUGCCCGUGCUGAAAAGCUAGCUCAAUCAAGUGGUAGCUUUUUAGAUGGAGGUGAACUUGAAAUCACAAUUCAAAUCCUGAAAUCCAUAUCUGGAACAGCAAAGCGUAUUUCCAAAUUACUCGAACCAAACGAAAGAGCUAAACGUCAAGUAUCAGUAGUGGUGAUAAAGAAUGAAGAUAUAUACUGUGGUUACUAUGCUAUCGCAUUAGGUAAAUUUUAUGUUGAUAAGACUCCAGAACAAGAAAGCCAAUGGAUAUCUCUGAGAAGAAGAAUAACAAAACUUAAAUCAUUCGCAGCAAGGCUCUUUAUGGAUCUUAAAAUUGAUGCUCUUGAUGCAAUGGAUAUGAAUAAAAUUGCAGAAAUUCAGAACGCUUUGCCGGGAUAUCAAAUUGUUAUUGUUGACUCAAAGACACGUCUUAAAAUAUUUGCCGGUCCCAACGCUAACAAAAAAAUAUUUUUAGAGUAUACGGACAAUCAUUUCAACCUCAUCACCAAAAUUAAUGGUUACAUGCAGUGUAAUAAUUUUUGUGUUCAUUGUUGGGUUAAACUGCGAGAUGAUAAACAUAUCUGCAGAGAUGCUUGCCAAAUGUGUUCUGUGUUUCCAGCUUGCUCUGCUACUGAAUCAGUGUUAUGUGACAAGUGCAACCGAACAUUUAACAACAAUAUCUGCUUUCAAAACCAUAUUCAACUCGGAAUCUGCGAAUCUCGAAUCAAGUGUAAAAAUUGCUGGAUAACCUACAAACCUAAGGACGGACAUCGAUGUGAUUGUUACAGGUGUGAAGGCUGUAAGCUUCUCUAUACAACCACUCCGCAUUACUGUUUUAUACGUCCUCACUCUAUUUUGAAACUUAAAGAAGAGGACGAAAACUUGGUAUUCUACGUUUUUUAUGACAUUGAGUCAAUGCAGCUUCCAGCAUCAUCCAACAGUCUUCUACAUGUCCCGAAUCUCCUCAUCUCCUACACAAUCUGCAGUAAAUGUUUCAAUACGUCUUCAUUAAUAAAAUCACCAGAUAAUUGUGAAAAUUGCGGGAUUUUGCGCAGAGUAUACAGAGGAGAAGAUUGUGUUAAAUUAUUUUGUGACUAUCUGUAUCGUGAAGCGGCACCAAAAGCACGCUCUCUCAAUGCAAAUGUUACUGUUGUUGCUCAUAACCAAAGAGGAUAUGAUGGACAUUUCAUAAUUCAAGACUUCUAUCAAAGACAAUUUGCAUCCGUUCCUGGUAUAAUUAUGCAAGGUUCCAAACUGACAUUCAUUAAAAUGGAAAAUAUUCGCUUUAUCGACUCUCUUUGCUUAUUCAUGCAGCCUUUGAGUUCUUUAUGCAAAUCUUUUAAUGUGACCGAAGCUAAAAAAGGAUUCUUCCCACAUCUAUUCAACACACCUGAAAAUCAAAGUUACAUUGGUAAAGUUCCAGAUUUAUCGUAUUAUGAUCCUGAUAAUAUGAAGCCAAAUAUGAAAAGUGAAUUGAUAGCUUGGCAUAAUGAAUUGGUUAAUAGCGAUUAUGAAUAUGAUUUUGCAAAAGAAUUAAUCAGUUAUUGCGAUUCAGAUGUUAAAAUUUUGAUGUUAUCUAUGAUGAAAUACAUCAGACUUUUUUCUGAAAUUACCGAUAUCAAUCCACUAACAAGAAAAUUCACUUUAGCUUCAGUUGCACUUGAAGUCUAUCGUGCUAGACUCUUAGCUCCAUCAACACUUGCCAUCACACCAAAUGCUGGAUACUGUUCGAGAAAACAAUCGUUAUCUGCUUCAUGCUGGCUUGAUUAUCAACAGCAUAUAAUCGGUGAUUCUCUUAAAAUUAAGAGAGAAUUUCGAAUUGGUCCAUAUUAUGCAGAUGGUUUUAUACCAGAGGCGAAACACGUCUUUGAAUUUUACGGUUGUCUCUUUCAUGGUUGUCCUGAAUGCUACACUGAUAGAAGUAUGACAAAUCCAAUCCUCCACGAAACUUUGAACGUCGGUCAGAUAUAUGAAAGACUAUUGGAAAAAAGAAGAUACUACAAUCAUCGAGGAUUUAAAUUAACUGAAAUUUGGGAACAUGAAUUCAAUCAGCUCAAAAAUCAACAGAUCUACAUUAAGCAACGUAUUUCUCACAGAUAUUCAAUCAAAGAGGCAGGUCAUAUAGAUAUUCGUGAAAGUUUUUUCGGAGGUCGAACGAAUAAUAUCAAAUUCUACCAUGUAUGUGCGCAAAAUGAAAGGAUCAGGUAUCUAGACUUCACAUCUCUUUACCCAUACGUGUUGAAAAAGAACGCGUUUCCUGCUGGUCAUCCAAAAUUGUUAGAAGAAGAUUUCGAUGAAGAUGAUAUCGGUGCAUAUUUUGGCUUCAUUAAAUGCAAAGUUCUUCCUCCUGCUCAGCUAAAUAUCCCUAUCUUACCUUACCGUGGUCAUAAGAAACUUCUCUUCCCGUUAUGUAGAACAUGUGUUUCAGAGAACAUCCAGACGUACUGCAAACAUAGUGAUUCUGAACGUAUGAUAACAAAUACUUGGACUUCAGAAGAGUUGAAAACAGCAGUUAGAUUUGGUUACCGCAUCAUCAAGAUUUACCAAGUUCUACAAUUUGAGCGAAAUGCUGAUUUAUUUUCUGAGUAUAUCAAAAUGUGGCUUAAAAUAAAACAGGAGUCGUCGGGUUGGCCUGCUUGGUGUGAGACAGAUGCUCAAAAAGCUACUUAUAUUUCAGAUUAUGAAGAACACGAAGGAAUAAAACUUGAUCCUUUAGAGAUUCAAAUCAAUCCUGGUAAAAGAAGUAUAGCCAAACUUAUGUUGAACAGUUUAUGGGGUAAAUUUGCCCAGAACUCAAAUUUAACAAAAACAUCCAUAAUGCGUGAUUAUGCAGAUCUUUGGACUCUAAUGAACGACGAUACACAAGAAGUUUUAGGUGUUAAUCAAGUAACUGAUUCCGUUAUUAUUGCUCAGCAUAGAUAUUCAGAGGAGCACACUGAUAAAGCCCCACAGUCAAAAACAAAUAUUGCUGUUGCAAGUUUUGUAACAGCUUAUGCACGCUUAGAACUAUUCAAUUUACUGCAAAAAAUAGAACAACAAAGGUCUGGGAGAGUAUUGUACUUUGAUACUGAUUCCGUUGUAUUCAUAGAAAGAGAUGAUGAUGUGAAAAUAGAAUGUGGUGAUUAUCUUGGCGAACUAACUGAUGAAAUUGGUCUCAACAAAAAAUGCGACAAGUUUAUUGCAUUAGGUCCGAAAAAUUAUGCUUAUGAAGUUGUUAGUGAUAACAAUGAGAGAAAAGCGAUAAUAAAAGUUAAAGGAAUUAAGUUAACUGCCAAGGCUUUAGAUCUAAUUACGAUUGAAAAGCUAUGUGAAAUGGCAUCCGACUACACUGAAGGUCGUAAAACAAUUUUAAAAGUGCAACAAACGAAUAUUGUAUCCGAUAAAUUUUCUCAUAAAGUUUUCACUAAGAAUUUUCUUAAAACUUACAGAGCUAUGUCAAACAAGAGAUGGAUAAUUGGCAAUGAUACACGUCCAUUUGGAUAUAAAACUGAUGCACCUGAUCCAUCAUAA
Messenger RNA from Tetranychus urticae (two-spotted spider mite), 4227 nucleotides. RefSeq lists its product as uncharacterized. Gene Ontology annotation, molecular function: DNA binding; nucleotide binding; DNA-directed DNA polymerase activity. NCBI's taxonomy places the organism in Eukaryota, Metazoa, Arthropoda, Arachnida, Trombidiformes, Tetranychidae. Gene Ontology annotation, biological process: DNA replication. The record is from RefSeq and is a predicted model, not a curated record.